Messenger RNA from Molossus molossus (Pallas's mastiff bat), 2484 nucleotides. It is a transcript of the gene GPR156, whose product is annotated as G protein-coupled receptor 156. The transcript has 9 exons. The coding region runs from base 49 to 2484 and encodes 811 amino acids. The record is from RefSeq and is a predicted model, not a curated record. Gene Ontology annotation, cellular component: membrane; G protein-coupled receptor heterodimeric complex. Gene Ontology annotation, biological process: G protein-coupled receptor signaling pathway; gamma-aminobutyric acid signaling pathway. Lineage: Eukaryota; Metazoa; Chordata; Mammalia; Chiroptera; Molossidae. Gene Ontology annotation, molecular function: G protein-coupled GABA receptor activity.
GGGUAGCCAAGACUGAAUAAGCGCACACCAAGAGGGGCAUGUGAUGACAUGGAGCCUGAAAUUAACUGCUCUGAAUUGUGUGACAGUUUUCCUGGCCAGGAGCUUGAUCGGAGACCCAUUCAUGAUCUCUGCAAGACAACAAUUACCUCUUCCCAGCACAGCAGUCAGACCACUUCAUUAUCUCCUGUCCUCUUGGGUAUUGUUUGGACUUCUCUCAGCUGUGGACUUCUUCUGAUAGUCUUCUUUCUUGGCUUCACAAUCCGCUGCAGAAAGAACAGGAUUGUGAAGAUGUCCAGUCCCAAUCUGAACAUCGUGACCUUACUGGGCAGUUGUCUGACUUAUAGUAGCGCUUACCUCUUUGGGAUUCAAGAUGGAGGUGCUUCAGUGCGAAGCUCAAUGGAAACUCUCAUUCAGGUAAGACUGUCCAUGCUAUGUAUUGGGACCUCCCUUGUGUUUGGACCCAUUCUGGGGAAGAGCUGGCGACUCUACAAGGUGUUUACCCAGAGGGUCCCGGACAAGAGAGUGAUAAUCAAAGACCUGCAGCUACUGGGGUUGGUGGCGGCCCUGGUGAUAGCUGAUGUGAUCCUGCUCAUGACAUGGGUAUUGACUGAUCCCGUCCAGUGCCUCCAGAUUCUCGGUGUCAGUAUGACGAUGACAGGGAGAGAAGUGUCCUGCUCGCUGACCAGCACACACUUCUGUGCUUCCCGGUACUCUGAUAUCUGGAUUGUUCUUGUCUUGGGAUGCAAGGGCCUGCUGCUGCUGUAUGGUGCCUACCUGGCCGGCCUGACCGACCAUGUCAGCUCUCCUCCUGUGAAUCAGUCUUUAACCAUCAUGGUUGGGGUCAACCUUGUGGUGCUGGCUGCCGGGCUUCUUCUUGUGGUCACCAGAUAUUUGCACGCCUGGCCCAACCUGGUCUUUGGCUUCACGUCUGGAGGAAUCUUUGUUUGCACAACCACCAUUAACUGCUUCAUCUUCGUUCCCCAGCUGAAGCAAUGGAAGGCAUUUGAAGAGGAAAACCAAACAAUUCGAUGCAUGGCCAAGUAUUUCAGCACUCCCAGCAAAAGCUGCCAUCCUCAGUGUGGCGAGGAACAGAACGGCCAUGCUAGAGGAGAGAAAACGUCCAUGGAAAGACUACUCACAGAAAAAAAUGCUGUGAUUGAAAGCCUGCAGGAACAAGUAAACAGCGCCAAAGAGAAGCUAGUAAGACUGAUGUCAGCUGAGUGUACCUAUGACCCCCCGGAGUGGGCUGUCCUCCCUGCCUCUUCCCACAGCAGGGAUGGUCAGGCUGCAGCCCCUGUGCAAGGCCUGGCAACUCAGAGGCAUUCAGAAUGCCCCUCUGACUCUCCAAAGGACACCAGUGUGGCUGCCCAGGACUCCCAGAGUACCUCAGUGCCCUCCUCAAGUGUGCAAAGCCUUGAGGGGCUUGGGAAGGACACUGCCACCUCCCUGGGGCAGAAAGAGAUGCCUGACUUGAAAGACUUUUCUGAUCAUUUAAAUUUAGGCUACAGCCAGAAACAACAGGCUAAGCCAAGCCAGGGUACAGAAAGGAGAGACCAGGUGCCUAUGGUCCCCCACUUGAGUCACACACCAGGUGAAGAAGGCUCUGCUCCCCAGAGACAGGGGCAGCUGGAGAACUCAGGGGAGCCCCAGAAGCAACUGUCAAGGGUCAAUUCAGUGAUCAGGGAGAAGCUUCAGGAAGUCCUACAAGAUCUGGGCCUGGGCCCUGAGGCUCCCCUCACCUCUUCCCGGUCCUGUCCCCAGCAGCCCUGGAAGAGCGGUGCUGCCCACAGUGCCCAGAAGAUGCCCCUCUCCAAGGAGCUGGGCUUCAGCCCAUACCUCGUGAGGAGAAGGCGGGCAGCACAGCGGGCUCGCGCACACUUUCUGGGCUCUGUACCCGCAUAUGUGGGGCAUCAGGCAAAUAGGACUGUAUCUGGCACAAAAAGUGGACUAAAUGUGCAGAACAAGGACAGCCUCUGCUUGGACCCUCAAACUGCUGAUGCCAGGGUACCUUCUUCCAAGAAGCCUUCACUACUCCCAGAUCCUCAAGGCAAGCCAGGCACCCUGGAGGACAGCCAACAAUGCCAGGCAGAGCCCCAGGGGGCUGGAAGAAGCCGUGCAGCCUUUCCUCUCCAGCCUUCUGGUCCUAGCCGGGUACAGUGUCGCACUGGCCCACGCCUAUCCAGAGACUCACCAGAUCUGCCUGAGCAGCGACAGCUGCAGUCCCCGGGGUCCCCAGGCUGUCCCUCCCUUUCUUCUCCAUGCAACUACCUUGACACUGAGUCCAGCAGCUCAGACGAGUUCUUCUGCCACUGCCACCGGCCCUACUGUGAAAUCUGCUUCCAGAGUUCCUCUGAUUCCAGUGACAGUGGCUCGUCAGACCCAGACCCUGAGCACACUGCAGGGCUGGCUUCCUGGGAAAAGCUGUGGGCCCGCUCGAAGCCCAUCGUGAACUUCAAAGAUGACUUGAAACCCACACUGGUGUGA